This is a messenger RNA of Amaranthus tricolor (Joseph's coat), 1300 nucleotides long. RefSeq names its product peroxidase 57-like. Gene Ontology annotation, molecular function: heme binding; peroxidase activity. Gene Ontology annotation, biological process: hydrogen peroxide catabolic process; response to oxidative stress. Bases 17 to 1165 code for a protein of 382 amino acids. The record is from RefSeq and is a predicted model, not a curated record. The transcript has 4 exons. Lineage: Eukaryota; Viridiplantae; Streptophyta; Magnoliopsida; Caryophyllales; Amaranthaceae.
UAAAAAAAAAAUAAAAAUGAAGGGUCCUGCAAAUUUUGGGAUGGUUAUGGUGUUAGUUUUUGGUAUAAUCAUGGCGUCAAGCACAGCAGUUCAAUGUGCUGUUGUUUUCGGCAUUAAUAUUAAUUUUAAGAAAAUGAUGGGAGGAGGAGAUGUCCCAAUGUCAUCUAAUCUUGGACCUGUUUCGGCACCUGCUCCGGCUCCGGCUCCGGCUCCUGGUCCUUUAAGUUCUAGGCGUUCUGGUCCAUUUUUGUCGUCUACUUCUUCUGCUUCUGGUUUAGUUAUUGGGUUUUAUAAUGAUAAGUGUAAUUCUGAUAUUGAAGAAAUUAUUGAAACUUUGACUCUUGAAGAGUUUGAUAAUGAUCCUACUAUUUUACCUGCCCUUCUUCGCCUCCAAUUUCAUGACUGUUUUGUCCAUGGUUGUGAUGCAUCCAUCCUCAUUAACGGAACAUCAACAGAGAAGACAGCGGGUUCUAACCUUAGCGUUAGGGGAUAUGAAUUCAUUGAACGACUAAAGACUGUCGUUGAAGCAGAAUGUCCUGGAGUUGUUUCUUGCGCUGAUAUUAUUGUUAUUGCUACUAAAGUUGUCAUUAAGCUGGGAGGUGGACUUGAUUUUCCUGUAGAAACAGGACGAAGGGACGGACUCGUUUCGAACGCCUUAGAUGUGGAUCUUCCAAGCCCGAGUAUGACCAUUGACCAAGCUUUUGAAAUGUUUGCUCGUAAAAACUUCACCCUCGAGGAAAUGGUUGUCCUUCUUGGUUAUCACGCAGUUGGAAUUACACACUGCAAUUUCUUCCAACCCCGAAUAUUCGAAGGCAGUAACCUAUUCGACCCACUGAUGGACCAAAGCCUUGCUGGAAUACUUAGGCAGCUAUGUCCGCAAGGUGCACCAACAAACAAUGAGACACCAUUGAAUCAAGACCCAACCAACAACAACACUUUAAACAAUGGUUUCUACAAUCAGCUAAUUGCCAACCGUGGAAUCCUUGCACUCGACCAAUUAUUGUCAAGAGAUCCUCGUACUUCUCCUAUUGUUGCUGCAUUGGCUCAAAACAUUACCUUGUUUCAGAUUAGAACUGCACAAGUUAUGAUUAAGUUGCAAGCUGUUGAGGUUCUUACUGGUAAUGAAGGCGAAAUCAGGAAGGUCUGCAGCAAAUUUAACAACUGAUCACAUCUUUGUCUACACCUAUUCCUAUUCGAUCCACCAUACUAAUUCAUUAUUUGUUGAUUUUGGAGAAUUUUUUUAUUUUGUAUGUCAAAUUUUGGUCAUAAUUGAUUAAAUUAUUAUCGAUUCAUGCGUUCU